AUGUCAUUCGGCUUUGGAAGACCUCUGGAACUGAAAAAAUUCGAUGAUACUACCACGGGAAUCCAAGAGGAGCUCGCGGCUUUAGCGCAAAAUAUGAAGUCUCUGCGAAAUGACCUAUGGGAUCUUCCUGGACCAGACAGCGACUCUACCGACCCGGACACAAUCUCACCUGGACGCGGUCUCGCGUUGCUCACUCUUCGUGACCUAGUCCAAAUCUUGUACUAUUCUUGCGACCUCGCUGGCAAGCUCUUGAGAACACUAGAUGCUGAUGACCCGACACAAUUCUUGAAGCCGAUCUACGAGAAUACUGCAGGCACCCUUGCCUCAACGCUUGGUCAGCUCAAUGAUUACGAGCGCAGAAUGCAUUACCUGGAGCGGACUGGGGUCGUGGACAUCCCUAGAGCCUUCUCCGUUGGUGCUUACCGCCAGCAUCCUGGAGUCUCCUCGAAGGAUGGAGUGGUGCAAGACCGCGAGCCUUUCCCCAUGUAUACGGAACUGUCUGCGACUCAGAUAACGCAAAUUCGCAAGAUGGACUCAGCAAGUCAAGUCAAACGCGCAACAGAGAUACACACAGAGCAUGUACUCUCUUCACCAUCCUACUGCCCGCAUGGCAUGAUGGUGUGCCCCAACUCGAAAGGCGCAUGUCUCCUCCGAAACAGAGGCACUCUUACUUGCACGGCCGACCGUACGAAGGAGAGCCAGCCGUCGCAAAAGCUUGGACCGAAUCAAAGGAGAACACGGACACACUUCGCCGCAGAUUGGGACUCCCUGUAG
Fomitopsis serialis is the source of this 774-nucleotide messenger RNA. RefSeq lists its product as uncharacterized. The transcript is spliced from 3 exons. The record is from RefSeq and is a predicted model, not a curated record. Bases 1 to 774 code for a protein of 257 amino acids. NCBI's taxonomy places the organism in Eukaryota, Fungi, Basidiomycota, Agaricomycetes, Polyporales, Fomitopsidaceae.